Scleropages formosus (Asian bonytongue) is the source of this 3532-nucleotide messenger RNA. RefSeq names its product staphylococcal nuclease and tudor domain containing 1 (gene snd1). Lineage: Eukaryota; Metazoa; Chordata; Actinopteri; Osteoglossiformes; Osteoglossidae. The record is from RefSeq and is a predicted model, not a curated record. Gene Ontology annotation, biological process: mRNA catabolic process; regulatory ncRNA-mediated gene silencing. Bases 168 to 2927 code for a protein of 919 amino acids. Gene Ontology annotation, cellular component: cytosol; nucleus; RNAi effector complex. Gene Ontology annotation, molecular function: RNA binding; nuclease activity. The transcript is spliced from 24 exons.
UCCGCAGUGUGACGUGUGUGUAUGUGUGUGUGCCGUGCAUGCUGGGGGCGGCACGCCGCCGUGUGUUUCCGCUGUAAGUGCGCGUGUGCGUGUGCGCAGCUGGGCUCGCUCCCUCUUCCUUUCCACAGACUCGGCUCGUACAGGCGCUCGAACCCGCGAUCCCGACUAUGGCCUCCUCCGCGUGCGCUCCCGCCCAGGCGAACCCGGCUCCGGCCGCGGCGCUGCAGCGAGGCAUCGUGAAGAUGAUCCUCUCCGGAUGUGCCAUCAUCGUGCGAGGACAGCCGCGAGGCGGACCCCCUCCAGAGCGCCAGAUCAACCUGAGCAACGUUCGCGCCGGGGCGCUGGCCCGCCGAGCUGCACAAAGCCAGCCGGACACUAGGGACACCCCCGACGAGCCUUGGGCUUUCCAGGCGCGCGAGUUCCUGCGCAAGAAGAUGAUUGGGAAGGAAGUGUGCUUCAGCGUUGAAAUUAAGACCCCUCAGGGACGAGAGUAUGGAAUGGUUUACCUUGGAAAAGACACAUCCGGAGAAAACAUUGCCGAGUCCCUGGUCGCGGAAGGACUUGCCACGGUCCGCAGAGAGGGAAUUCGAGGAAACAAUCCAGAACAGGCCCGGCUCUGCGACCUCGAGGACCAGGCCAAAGCAGCCAAAAAGGGCCUGUGGUCAGAGGGCGGCGGCUCACACACCAUCCGCGACAUCAAGUAUAGCAUCGAGAACCUUCGCAACUUUGUGGACUCCAUGCAUCAGAAGCCCGUUAACGCGAUCAUUGAACAUGUGCGUGAUGGCAGCGUGGUCCGUGCCCUCCUCCUGCCUGACUACUACCUGGUCACGGUCAUGUUGUCUGGUAUUAAGUGCCCGACGUUCAAGCGGGAGGCGGACGGUUCAGAGACGCCGGAGCCCUUUGCUGCUGAGGCCAAGUUCUUUACGGAGUCGCGCCUGCUACAGAGGGAUGUGCAGAUCAUCCUGGAGAGCUGUCACAACCAGGUCAUCCUGGGGACCAUUCUUCACCCGAAUGGCAACAUCACGGAGCUGCUUUUGAGGGAAGGCUUUGCCCGCUGCGUGGACUGGUCCAUGGCAGUCUACACGCAAGGAGCUGACAAGCUGAGAGCUGCCGAGCGUUCUGCAAAAGAGCGCAAGGUUCGAAUCUGGAAGGACUACGUGGCUCCAACUGCGAACCUGGAACAGAAGGACAGGCAGUUUGUGGCCAAGGUCAUGCAGAUUGUGAAUGCCGAUGCCAUCGUGGUGAAACUAAUCUCUGGCGAGACCAAGACCAUCCACUUGUCCAGUAUCCGUCCCCCAAGGAUUGAUGGGGAGUCCAGCCAGGAGAAGAACAAGGACAAAGACAAGCGCUUCCGUCCACUCUACGACAUCCCUUACAUGUUUGAGGCCAGGGAGUUCCUGCGGAAGAAGCUCAUCGGCAAGAAGGUCAAUGUCACGGUAGACUACAUCCGAGCCGCCACGUCCGGUACAGACAUCGGCCCUGGCUCCAUCCCAGCUUUCCCAGAACGCACCUGUGCUACCGUAACCAUCGGAGGAAUCAACAUUGCAGAGGCUCUUGUCAGCAAGGGUCUGGCAACGGUCAUCCGCUAUCGGCAGGAUGAUGACCAGCGCUCCUCUCACUAUGACGAGCUGCUCGCCGCCGAGGCCAGGGCCAUCAAAAACGGCAAGGGUCUGCACAGUAAAAAGGAGGUCCCCAUUCACAGAGUGGCCGAUAUCUCUGGGGAAACGCAGAAAGCGAAGCAGUUCCUGCCAUUUCUGCAGCGGGCUGGCCGCUCCGAGGCCGUUGUCGAGCACGUCUUCAGUGGGUCCCGUCUUAAGCUCUAUAUGCCCAAAGAGACGUGCCUGAUCACCUUCCUGUUAGCCGGCAUCGAGUGCCCGCGGGGGUCUAGGAACAUGCCCGGGGGUCUGCAGGAAGCAGAGCCCUUCAGCGAUGAGGCCACGCUUUUCACCAAGGAACUUGUACUCCAGCGAGAGGUGGAGGUAGAGGUGGAAGGUAUGGACAAGGCGGGUAAUUUCAUCGGCUGGCUGCACGUGGACGGAGUGAACCUGUCGGUGGCACUGGUGGAGCACGCCCUGUCCAAGGUGCACUUCACCGCCGAGCGCAGCUCCUACUACAAGGCGCUGCAGACUGCCGAGGAGGGAGCACGGCAAAGGAAGGACAAGAUCUGGGCCAACUAUGAAGAGAAGCCCACGGAGGAGGUGGUCCAGGUGAGCGAGCAGAAGGAGCGGGUGGCCAACUACAGGCCCAUGUGCGUGACAGAAAUCACAGACGGCCUCCGCUUCUACACCCAGGACGUUGAGACUGGUGCCCAGCUGGAGAGCCUGAUGGAGACCAUGCGUGCUGAGAUUGCCGCCCAUCCGCCCGUCGAGGGGGCCUUCACUCCGCGCCGCGGGGACUACUGCCUGUCCAAGUUCGCAGAUGGAGAAUGGUACAGAGCACGAGUGGAGAAGAUGGAAUCCGCCGCCAAGGUGCACGUGUUCUACAUUGAUUAUGGCAACAGAGAGACAGUGCCCUCGACCCGACUGGCAGCGCUCCCGCCGGCCUUCAGCAUCCGCGCUCUGCCAGCUCAGGCCACGGAGUACGCCUUCGCCUAUAUCCAGGUGCCCCAGGAUGAGGAUGCCCGGGCUGAUGCGGUGGACAGCGUGGUGCGGGACAUCCAGAAUACGCAGUGCCUGCUCAAUGUGGAGUACAUGGGAGCGAGCUGCCCACACGUCACGCUGCAGUUUGCCGACACCAAGGAAGACGUGGGCCUUGGCCUGGUCAAGGAGGGCUUGGUGAUGGUGGAGGUGCGCAAGGAGAAGCACCUGCAGAAGAUGGUUGCGGAGUACCUAAAAGCGCAAGAGUCUGCCAAGACCUCCAGGCUGAACAUAUGGCGAUACGGAGACUUCCGUGCCGACGACGCCGACGAAUUUGGUUACAACCGUUAAAAAAGCAUUCCAAAGACCUUGUGGAAGACGCUCACAGAAAAAGGAUGGUCAACAGCUCUCUUCUCCUCAUCAUGCAUUCCUUCCGAGUCUGUCUGUUUGUCCGUCUGUCUCUGCAUGUCCUCCUGCACCUCCCUCGUAGGGACACACCUCCUCCCGUGUAGAUGGGUGAUGGAACCAACAAAUUGGCCGUCUUCAUACGAGCUUAUUGCAGAUCCUUCUUCGAGAAUCAUGGCGGAAGGUGUACGGAACAAUUUCAACUGCUCAACUCUUGCCGAGGAAAUUCUUCCCAAAAUUAAUGAAAUGAAAAAAAUCUAGGAACGUAGAAUAACAAAAAUAAAACCAUAAUAAUUUAAAAAAUCAGCUUAUUUUUUUCUUUUUUAAAUGUGCAUUUGAAUGUUUAAUAAGACCGGUUGUGUCUGGGGUGUUUUCUCUUGUGGCAAGAGGACGCAGGCGCCAGAAUGAACCGAUUAUUCCAUCCAUGUUAUUUACGGACAGCAGCCUUUCGACACCGUAGCAGAAUCAGUGUUUGUUUUCCCAAGGUGGAUUUUGUCAUUGUAUUUAACUCUUUCGAUGCUUAAUAAAAACGAGCAAACGCCAAAUGCAAA